Molossus molossus (Pallas's mastiff bat) is the source of this 1698-nucleotide messenger RNA. It is a transcript of the gene ZIM2, whose product is annotated as zinc finger imprinted 2. Gene Ontology annotation, molecular function: DNA-binding transcription repressor activity, RNA polymerase II-specific. Lineage: Eukaryota; Metazoa; Chordata; Mammalia; Chiroptera; Molossidae. The transcript is spliced from 6 exons. Gene Ontology annotation, biological process: negative regulation of transcription by RNA polymerase II. The record is from RefSeq and is a predicted model, not a curated record. The coding region runs from base 1 to 1698 and encodes 565 amino acids.
AUGCCACACAUGGCAAACAUUUUGGAUAACUUGAGGAAUCCUCAGCUCUUUUGUAUGCAUGACCCAGAAUCCAUUUCUGUAAGAAACCCAGGGAUUCUGAAAAUUUCUCAUGAAAAGUUUAGGCAUUUUCAGUGUCUGUCAGUGACCGGGCCUUACCAAGCUGUCAGCCAAAUCCAGGAGCUCUGUUGUCAGUGGCUUCAGCCAGAGACCCACACCAAGGAGCAGAUGAUGGAGCUACUGGUGCUGGAGCAGUUUCUGAACACCCUGCCAGAGGAGGUUCAGACAUGGGUGAGAUCAAAACGACCCAAGAACAGCAAGGAGGCAGGAACCCUGGUGGCAAACUUGAUCCAAGCAUGUAGGGAGCCAGGUUCCCCUGCUCAGGACUCUAUCCUUGCAGAAGAGAGGAACAUCAAAGAACACCAAAAGGAAGAACCAGACACAUUUGACAGUUUGCCCUCUGCUGGAUCCCAGAGUCCAUCUCAAGGAUUCCAAGUGGAGAUGCCCACAGGAACUGCUGAGGAGUUGGUGACUUUCCAGGAUGUGUUUGUGGACUUCAGCCCGGAGGAAUUAACCUCCCUGAGUGCUGCUCAGAGGAACCUCCACCAGGAGGUGAUGCUGGAGAAUUACAAGAACCUGGUCUCCUUAGGGCACCAGUUCUCUAAACCCGAUAUGAUCUCACAGCUGGAAGAGUCACGUGCUAUGGAGGAAGACAGCACUACAAAGACAGGUCAAGAUUGGAAAAAAGGACCUGAAACCAAAGAUCUCACUCCAGAGAAAAUCCUGCCUUUAGAGCAAUCAUCCCUGGGGGCAGGAAUGGAGGAUUUGGAAGUAGGUAACUUCUGGCAUGUAGAACACAUGGGUGAGCCUUCUCCAAAUGAUCCGCUGGAUUCAUAUCAGGUCAUCGAGGAGAAACCUCCGAGUCCUGUAACAACGAAUGAGCCUAAGACCUUCACUCAGGAAAGAAGCCUCAACAAUGAUGAAUUGGAGAGAAGUUCAAUUCUUCCCAAACAAUCAGAGGGUCCUUUAGGAGUAGAUCCCCAGGAAUGUGCUGCUCCUGGGAUUUGCACCAGUCCUCAGCCAGUGGUCAGCAAGCCUUUCCUUCAAGAGACCAGAAUCAACAGAUGUGAAUUUUGCACAAAAACCUUUAGCACCCAAGAGGCCCGUAAGAGACAUGAGCAGAUCCAUACUAGGAAGAAACCCUUUAAAGGUAAACAGUAUGGAGAAGCCCUCUGUCUCAUGCCAUGCCUCACUGGACAUCAGGGGACUCAUUCUGGUGAUGAGUCGUCUGGAAAGUCUUCGACCCAGUGUCCAAGUGUCCAUGUGAGAAUCCACAGUCAGGAGGACUACUACGAAUGUGUCCAGUGUGGCAGAGCUUUUAUCCAGGACGUGCAUCUUUUUCAGCAUCUCCAAGCCCACGAGGCAGCAAAAGCCCUUCCACCUGUGUUGCCCCGCACCAAGACAUACUUAAUUCGCUAUCAGCAGAAGCAUGACUCUGUUGGACAGAGAGCCCUUCAGUGCUGCGACUGUAGCAGGGCCUUCCGUCAGAGUUCGCAUCUCAUUUCACACUAUCGGAUCCAUGCUCAGGACAGGCCUUUCCAGUGCCAGCUGUGUGGGAAAUGUUUCAGCCGACCCUCACAACUCACUCAGCACUAUCAACUCCAUUCUCAAGAGAAACCCAGUGAGUGCAAUUGCUGUUGA